UCCCGCCCGGGGCGGCGGCGCGGGGAUGGCGGCGGCGAGCGGGGACGCCCGGCUGCAGCUGGAGACGGCGCGGUGGCUGCUCUGGGACAAGGACCCGGAACCGCUCCGUUCGGCCCGUCCUCUUCGCCUCCGGGCAGGGUUCCGUCCCCCUCCCAAGGCCUUGGUUCCAAACACGGUCCCCCGGGAGGGCCCGCCUGGCGUCAGGAGUCUCCCUGAGAACUGGAAGAAUCCUUUGACUUUGGAGACAGUGAAAAGACUAAUAGCGGAAGGCAAUACAGAGGAACUACAGAAAUGUUUCGGGGCCCGAAUGCAGUUUGGGACAGCAGGCCUUCGAGCCGCUAUGGGGGCAGGUGUUUCUCGGGUGAAUGACUUGACCAUCAUCCAGACCACACAGGGAUUUUGCAGAUACCUGGAAAAACAGUUCAGUGACCUGAAGCAGAGAGGCGUGGUGAUCAGUUUUGAUGCUCGAGCUCACCCGUCCAGUGGAGGCAGCAGCAAAAGGUUUGCCCGACUUGCUGCAACCACAUUUAUCAGUCAGGGGGUUCCUGUGCACCUCUUUAACGAUGUAACCCCGACCCCCUUUGUGCCCUACACAGUGUCACAUUUGAAACUUUGUGCUGGAAUCAUGAUAACUGCCUCUCACAAUCCAAAGCAGGAUAAUGGUUAUAAGGUCUAUUGGGAUAAUGGAGCUCAGAUCAUCUCUCCUCACGAUAAAGGUAUUUCUCAAGCUAUUGAAGACAAUCUAGAGCCGUGGCCGCAAGCGUGGGGCGACUCUUUAAUUGACGGCAGUCCACUUCUUCACAACCCCAGUGCUUCUGUCACUAAAGACUACUUGGAAGACCUUACAAAAUACUGUUUCCACAGGAGUGUGAACAAGGAGACCCGGAUGAAGUUUGUGCACACGUCUGUCCACGGGGUGGGGCACGCCUUCGUGCGCUCGGCCUUCGAGGCCUUUGACCUGGCUCCUCCUGAGGCUGUCGCCGAACAGAAAGAUCCCGAUCCGGAGUUUCCGACGGUGAAAUACCCGAAUCCCGAAGAGGGUAAAGGCGUCUUGACUUUAUCUUUUGCUUUGGCUGACAAGACCAAGGCCAAAAUCGUUUUAGCGAACGACCCAGAUGCUGAUAGACUUGCUGUGGCAGAAAAGCAGGACAGGGGUGACUGGAGAGUGUUUUCAGGCAAUGAGCUGGGGGCCCUUCUGGGUUGGUGGCUCUUUACUUCUUGGAAAGAAAAGAACCAGGAUCGCGACGCCCUCAGAGACACAUACAUGUUGUCCAGCACUGUCUCCUCCAAAAUCCUGCGGGCCAUUGCCUUAAAGGAGGGCUUUCAUUUCGAGGAAACAUUAACUGGCUUUAAGUGGAUGGGAAACAGAGCCAAACAGCUAAUAGACCAGGGGAAAACUGUCUUAUUUGCAUUUGAAGAAGCUAUUGGAUACAUGUGCUGCCCUUUUGUUCUGGACAAGGAUGGCGUCAGUGCCGCUGCCAUAAGCGCAGAGCUGGCUAGCUUUCUCGCAAGCAAGAAUUUGUCUUUGUCUCAGCAGCUGGAGGCCAUCUAUGUGGAGUAUGGCUACCAUAUUACCAAAGCUUCCUAUUUUAUCUGCCAUGAUCAAGACAUCAUUAAAAAAUUAUUUGAAGACCUCAGAAACUAUGAUGGAAAAAAUAAUUAUCCAAAAACUUGUGGCAAAUUUGAAAUUUCUUCCAUUAGGGACCUUACAACCGGCUAUGACGAUAGCCAACCUGAUAAAAAAGCUGUUCUUCCUACUAGUAAAAGCAGCCAAAUGAUCACCUUUACCUUUGCUAAUGGAGGCGUGGCCACCAUGCGGACCAGCGGGACAGAGCCCAAAAUCAAAUACUAUGCAGAGCUGUGUGCCCCUCCUGGAAACAGUGAUCCUGAGCAGCUGAAGAAGGAACUGAAUGAACUAGUCAGUGCUAUUGAAGUACAUUUUUUCCAGCCACAGAAGUAUAAUUUGCAGCCAAAAGCAGAGUGAAAUAUUCCAACCCUGGGCAUAGUAACAGUUACUGACAAUUAAGCUGAGUUUGAUUUGUGAAGCACUAUUUUUGAGGGCCAUCUGAUUCAAAUUAUCACUAUAAGUAUUUAUAUUUUUAAGAAAAAUCUGCAUUCCUCAUUAUUUCAUGUUGAUCUUUAAAGUGAAUGAAGAAAAGUUGGCCAAACCUACCAAACCAACAUUCCUACUAAAAUGUUGAGCCUGAGCAUUAUCUGAAUUUUUAUAAAUGAAUAUUUUUAAAAUACUUAACUUUAAAAAUAGAUUAUAAUUAUUUGCCUUAAUUUGCAUAAAUUAUAAAUAUAUGUAUUCUCUGUAAUUGUUUUUAUAUGUACUUGAAAUAGCAGGAAAACCAUGCAGUCACUAAAUUUUGGGCUGUCAUAUGUAGGAUUGUCACGUUUUAGGUUAUGUUUAUAGAUAGAUUUAUGUUUCCAUCAUUCCUUUAUAAAGUAAAAUAAAUGAAAAGACCAAAUAUUGUGUUCAUGUUUGGAUAAAAUACAAUUUGCAGGAACCUAGAAAGUGCAGCAAAAGAUGUUUUAAAAACAGUAAGUUUUUUUGACCCCAAACCUUUUAAUAGCCUAAAACCUAAUAAUAUAUCAUUUUACAUUGUACAUGUGCUAGGGAAAAACAGCUUAACUGUCUUUGUUCAAUGUGUUGAAAUUCAUUUUAUCUUUAUAAAACUUGAAAAACAAACAAUUGGUUACUUGAAACUUGAAAGUAGUUUAUUAUUGAGUUUUUUGCUUUAGCACAAUUUAAUGUAAUUCUUGGUUCAGAGGCAGCAAGUUCUAUGAACAAUAACAAUUUACCUGACUCUGAUUUUUUUCUCUUAUUCCUAUGUGAUCCAAAACAUAAAACCAGAGUUUAUUACAAUAGAUUUCCUAUAAAUAGAUUUCUGUUUAAAUGGUAUAUUGUUUAACCUGUGCCUUCUACCUCCUUAUAAUUCAUGCUCUUACAGCCUUCCAAAAUGCCUCCAUUUGAGCACCCAUGAGCUAGGACCAAACUGUUCUUUAUAUACUUUGUAUAUUUUGUGUCAUUUUCUAUUCUUAAAGCACAUGAUUAUUAUAAUUAUUAUAUCACAGUGAACCUAAGUGGUUACUGACAGUUUGAGAACAAUGACUAUUGACAAUUAUUUUUCUAAAGUAUGGGGAAAACAUGGUUUUGUAUCAGUGACACAUAGAUUGUAUCCUGUCAGAAUUCUUAAAUCUACAGCAUCAGUUUAUCCUACCAAUUGCAUCGUUGUAGAAGCCGUAUUUAUUUUUGCCUUAUAAUGUUUUCCAGUCUCCAGCUGUACUCUGGAGAAACGAAA
This is a messenger RNA of Microcebus murinus (gray mouse lemur), 3305 nucleotides long. RefSeq names its product phosphoglucomutase 2 (gene PGM2). NCBI's taxonomy places the organism in Eukaryota, Metazoa, Chordata, Mammalia, Primates, Cheirogaleidae. Gene Ontology annotation, molecular function: phosphopentomutase activity; magnesium ion binding. The record is from RefSeq and is a predicted model, not a curated record. Gene Ontology annotation, biological process: purine ribonucleoside salvage; carbohydrate metabolic process. Gene Ontology annotation, cellular component: nucleus.